CGCCGGCCGCGGAGGGAUCCGGGUCUGGGGAGGAGAGCGAACGUAGUUGCGUGCUGCGGCCCACGUUCAGUCGCUGAGGUAUCCCGCCGCAAAAAAAUGAAAAGCAAGGAGGGAGCGAGUGGAAGAGCACGCGCCCGGCCGUUUCCACGGCAAUGGGUGGUGUCUGGGCGCGCGCCAGUGACGGAACGCAGUGGGCGUGAGGUUCGAAUCCCGGCGAUGCCAGCUCUUUGACUGAGUGGACCUUGGCGGGUCUUCCUUCUUGCCUGGCCUCAGAUUCCUCCUCGGCGAAAUGAGUACCUCCUGCCGGCUUCCCGGCCGGCGGCUGGACCUGAUAGAUUGACAGAUCUUCCACUUGACACCCGGUGCAAGUCUUUUAACCUUGAGCUUGGGGGUCUUCAUCUGUAAUUACUACAAGCUUCCACAUUUGGGCACUGACUUAACACGUUUUGCUGCUCAGCUCUCUUGAGAACUCUAAUUUGUAGGUCAUUUAUUAUGAGGAACAGAAGUUCAGAGAGGUCAACAUCACACAUUUCAAAAACGAUAGAACUGGGGCUUUAAAAAUUAACUUCCUCCAACUUGGGCUAAAAUCCAAACUCCUGCGUGCUCGCCUGACUUGUACCUCUGUCUUCUUAGAAUAGGGUUUGGCUCAUGUAAGUGUUCAGUAUAUACUUAGUGAAUGAAAGAACGAACGCGCUAACUGAUCACGCCUGCCCAUCGGUCUGGCCUUUUUUUUUUUUUUUUUUUUUUUUUUCCGCUGAGCCCAAGUGACGUUUUGGAGAUGCAAACAUCGUGUCACUGGGACUUACCCUGCACAGCUGCCUCUCUCCAGUUGUAUGUUCUGAGCCUACCAGUUCAUCUUCUGAAACAUCUGUAGUGUGUGUCCCCAUGCUGAAGGAAGUAGCGUGUCACUACCUCUAACCCCCAGGGGCGGGUUAACCCCCUUUCCUGACUUUAGUUUCAAAUAACAGCUUUGCAAGGAGUCCCUCUGCACGCCAGGCAGGGGUAAAGAGCGGUGCCAGUCAUAGUCCUGCCUUCACCUGCUGCGGUGCUAGACGUGGGAGAAUGUGUCCUGGAGUGACAGAGUGGGCCCAGAGCCAAGUAUUGGUUCAGGAGACCCGAACUAUAUCAGGCGUGCUUUUUUAAAUUUAAUUUUUUUAAUCUUUUGAGGCGGAGUCUCGCACUAUCACUCAGGCUGGGGUGCGAUGGCACAAUCUCCGGUCACCGCAACCCAUGCUUUCCGAACUCAAGUGAACCUCCCACCUCAGCCUCCCAAGUACCUGUGACCACAGGUGCGCUGAUGAGCUGUGGUGCCCAGCUAAUUCAGAAAACACGGCCAUCUUUAUGUGUAAAUGUUGUAACCUUUUCUCACCAAAUCAGUCGGAACUCCUCUCCCACGUUUCCGAGAAGCACAUGGAAGAAGGGGUUAAUGUUGAUGAGAUUAUUAUUCCCCUGAGGCCUCUGAGUACACCUGAACCCCCCAACUCAAGCAAAACCGGAGAUGAGUUUUUGGUCAUGAAGAGGAAGAGAGGCAGGCCUAAGGGGUCCACGAAGAAGCCCAGCACAGAAGAGGAGCUGGCAGAAAACAUCGUGAGUCCAACUGAGGACAGCCCACUGGCUCCGGAGGAUGGGAACAGCCUGCCUCCAAGCAGCUUGGAGUGUAGCAAGUGCUGUCGGAAGUUCUCCAACACGCGCCAGCUGCGGAAGCACAUCUGCAUUAUCGUGCUGAAUUUGGGUGAGGAGGAAGGAGAAGCAGGUAACGAGUCUGACCUUGAACUAGAAAAGAAGUGUAAGGAAGAUGAUCGGGAAAAAGCCUCGAAAAGACCACGGUCACAGAAAACAGAGAAAGUCCAGAAGAUCUCAGGAAAGGAUGCCGGACAGCUUUCUGGGGCGAAGAAACCCAUCAUAAGUGUGGUUUUAACUGCACACGAAGCAAUUCCAGGUGCUACCAAGAUUGUGCCAGUGGAGGCUGGGCCCCCUGAAACAGGAGCUACAAAUUCUGAGACCGCUUCAGCAGACCUGGUGCCUCGGAGAGGCUACCAGGAAUACGCCAUUCAGCAGACACCUUAUGAGCAACCAAUGAAGUCAAGCAGGCUAGGUCCCACUCAGCUCAAAAUCUUCACUUGUGAAUACUGCAACAAGGUCUUCAAGUUCAAGCACUCGCUGCAGGCCCACCUGAGGAUCCACACCAAUGAAAAGCCAUACAAGUGCCCCCAGUGCAGCUACGCCAGUGCCAUCAAGGCCAACCUCAACGUGCACCUGCGCAAGCACACCGGCGAGAAGUUCGCCUGCGACUAUUGCUCGUUCACCUGCCUGAGCAAGGGCCACCUCAAGGUGCACAUUGAGCGGGUGCACAAGAAAAUCAAGCAGCACUGCCGCUUCUGCAAGAAGAAGUACUCUGACGUCAAGAACCUCAUCAAGCACAUCCGAGAUGCACAUGACCCGCAGGACAAGAAGGUCAAGGAGGCCUUGGACGAGCUCUGCCUGAUGACGAGGGAGGGCAAGCGGCAGCUGCUCUAUGACUGCCACAUCUGUGAGCGCAAGUUUAAGAAUGAGCUGGACCGCGACCGCCACAUGCUGGUCCACGGAGACAAGUGGCCUUUUGCCUGUGAGCUCUGUGGCCAUGGGGCCACCAAGUACCAGGCGCUGGAACUGCAUGUCAGGAAGCACCCCUUUGUGUAUGUCUGUGCCGUCUGCCGCAAGAAGUUCGUCAGCUCCAUCAGGCUGCGCUCCCACAUCAAAGAGGUGCACGGGGCUGCCCAAGAGGCCUUGGUCUUCACCAGUUCCAUCAACCAGAGCUUCUGCCUCCUGGAGCCUGGUGGGGACAUCCAGCAAGAAGCUCUGGGGGACCAGCUGCAGCUGGUGGAAGAGGAGUUUGCCCUCCAGGGCAUGAAUGCACUCAAGGAAGAGGCCUGUUCUGGGGACACUCAGCUGGAGGAGGACCGGAAGGAGCCGGAGGCCCCUGGGGAAGUGCCUGCCCCAACCGUUCACCUCGCCUGCCCGCAGGCUGAAAGCACAGCCCUGCCACCCUGUGAGCUGGAAACUACCGUGGUCUCCUCCUCAGACCUGCAUUCUCAAGAGGUGGUUUCAGAUGAUUUUUUGUUGAAAAAUGAUAGCUCCUCCACGGAGGCUCAUGCUGCUCCUGAGAAGCCCCCAGACACGCAGCACACAAGCUCAGUCCAGACGCAAGGUGAAGUGAUCACACUACUGCUGUCCAAGGCCCAGAGCACUGGGUCAGACCAGGAGAGCCAGGGCGCCCAGAGCUCCCCAGGGGAAGGGCAGAACAUGGCUGCACUUUCAGCUGGUGACUCAGACCCCAGCAGUUGUCUCAAGUCAAACCCAGCUGAGGCCUCAGACCUCCUCCCUCCAGUAGCUGGUGGUAGGGACACCAUCACACAUCAGCCUGACUCUUGCAAAGCUGCCCCUGAGCACCGGUCAGGCAUCACUGCAUUCAUGAAGGUCCUGAACAGUUUACAGAAGAAGCAAAUGAGCACCAGCUUGUGCGAGCGGAUCCGGAAGGUUUAUGGAGACCUGGAGUGUGAAUACUGUGGCAAACUUUUUUGGUACCAAGUGCAUUUUGAUAUGCAUGUCCGCACCCACACCCGGGAACAUCUGUAUUAUUGCUCCCAGUGUCAUUAUUCUUCCAUCACCAAAAACUGCCUUAAACGCCACGUAAUUCAGAAACACAGUAACAUCUUGCUGAAGUGUCCCACUGACGGCUGUGACUACUCGACUCCAGAUAAAUAUAAGCUACAGGCACAUCUUAAAGUUCACACAGCGCUGGACAAAAGGAGUUAUUCUUGUCCUGUUUGUGAAAAGUCUUUUUCAGAAGAUCGAUUGAUAAAGUCACAUAUCAAGACCAACCAUCCUGAGGUCUCCAUGAGCACCAUUUCUGAGGUUCUUGGGAGGAGGGUUCAGCUGAAAGGGCUAAUUGGAAAGAGAGCCAUGAAAUGCCCAUAUUGUGACUUUUAUUUCAUGAAGAAUGGCUCAGACCUUCAGCGUCAUAUUUGGGCUCAUGAAGGUGUGAAGCCCUUCAAGUGUUCUUUGUGUGAGUAUGCAACUCGUAGCAAGAGUAACCUCAAGGCUCAUAUGAAUCGUCACAGCACUGAGAAAACCCACCUAUGUGACAUGUGUGGCAAGAAAUUCAAAUCAAAAGGGACACUGAAAAGUCACAAGCUCCUUCACACUGCAGAUGGGAAGCAGUUUAAGUGCACGGUGUGUGACUACACAGCGGCCCAGAAGCCACAGCUGCUGCGGCACAUGGAGCAGCAUGUCUCCUUCAAGCCUUUCCGCUGUGCCCACUGCCAUUACUCCUGCAACAUAUCUGGCUCUCUGAAGCGGCACUACAACAGGAAGCACCCCAAUGAGGAGUAUGCCAACGUGGGCACCGGGGAGCUGGCGGCGGAGGUGCUCAUCCAGCAAGGUGGUUUGAAGUGUCCCGUUUGCAGCUUUGUGUAUGGCACCAAAUGGGAGUUCAAUAGGCACUUGAAGAACAAACAUGGCUUGAAGGUGGUGGAAAUUGAUGGAGACCCCAAGUGGGAGACAGCAACAGAAGCUCCUGAGGAGCCCUCCACCCAGUAUCUCCACAUCACAGAGGCCGAAGAAGAUGCUCAAGGGACACAGGCAGCAGUGGCCGCGCUCCAGGACCUGAGAUACACCUCUGAGAGUGGCGACCGACUGGACCCCACAGCCGUGAACAUCCUGCAGCAGAUCAUUGAGCUGGGCGCUGAGACCCACGACGCCACUGCCCUUGCCUCGGUGGUUGCCAUGGCACCAGGGACGGUGACUGUGGUUAAACAGGUCACCGAGGAGGAGCCCAGCUCCAACCACAGGGUCAUGAUCCAGGAGACAGUCCAGCAAGCAUCUGUGGAGCUUGCCGAGCAGCACCACCUGGUGGUGUCCUCCGACGACGUGGAGGGCAUUGAGACCGUGACUGUCUACACGCAGGGCGGGGAGGCCUCGGAGUUCAUCGUCUACGUGCAGGAGGCCAUGCAGCCUGUGGAGGAGCAGGCUGUGGAGCAGCCGGCCCAGGAACUCUAGAGGACAUGUGGCAUCGGAUGGCCACAGGGUGGGGCUGCCAGGCUCUGCAGGCACCCAGGGUGGGGAGGCCGCCCUUCCUGCCCGACCCACAGAAUGGUGCUCUCCUUUGCCCUCCCUGCCCGGCAGCCUGAUGGGACUCUCCUAGUCCAACUUGGGGUGGGCAAGGCAGUCAGCAUCACCAGCAACACCACAGAACCCUGUCCCCAGCAUAGACACACACCCCCUGACCCUUACCAUCUGCUUCCUGAAAGACUUCAGCGUCAGCUCCCCUACACAUGCCCCCACGCCUUCACCCCUUGCUUCAGGAUUCAAACAGAGGCUCCCAGUGCCCCUCAGCGUCUUCCCUGAAUCACAGCCCCAGCUCCUUGACCCCCAUCUAGGUGCCAGAUGUUCAUCUGCAGCCGCUCUGCAGCCUGGUGAGAGGGAGACAGCCAUCGCGUAGAAAGUGACCUUACGGGUUUUUAAUCACUGCUGAGUGGGGUGGGCGUAGUGGGAUUGUCCUGGCUUUGUCGACAAAGUCCCACUUCCCUGAGUAUCGAGUGCCCGUGUUAUCAAGUGAGGUAAAUUCACCCCGUCACAGGGUCUCGCCCUACCAUCCUGGAAUUAUUUCGCUUUUAAGAUAAAUGCACUAUUUCACUGUUCGCCUCUCAUUCUAAGGAGGUGAGGUGGAUGGAAUAAAAACAGUUCCUGUCU
Chlorocebus sabaeus (green monkey) is the source of this 5730-nucleotide messenger RNA. Lineage: Eukaryota; Metazoa; Chordata; Mammalia; Primates; Cercopithecidae. The record is from RefSeq and is a predicted model, not a curated record.